AUGAGUCCUGCCCAUGGUCGCUCGGGCAGUGGGAACUUUACUGAUCUGGCGAUGGAGGAAAGCAAUUAUCUGAGCGAAGACUUGCCGCUUCCGCCAGCCCGGCUUUUCGACCGUCUUAGCCAGCUGCCGGGCUUCACCUGGGACCAGUCGGUGGAGCCCUUUCACUCGACCUAUAAUCACUGGCACAUCACUGGAUUCCGCCAUGCUAUUGAAGCAGAUCUCUCUACCCCGGUCGCGACCUCUUCUGGCCCCGCUUCGUCCGGCCCAUCUAGCCUCACUCGCAAUUCCCCACGUAUCGACCUUCGCUUGGCCGCCCGCACCCUCAACCGGCGUCACAGCGUCAGUGAAACUAGCAGUGAGCUGUCUCUCUCCCGAGGCGACCAGGAGCAAAUAUGGAUUCCAGUUGUUGCGCGCAUCUCUACCAACGUAGUGCGACUGGAACGCGAAUUUCAUAUGUUGAGAUCGAUCGUACAAUCCUCGGACCCUGAAUGCAACCAUACUGUACGGCCUAUUGACCUUAUAAGACUACCCCCGGGUUCUGGCGACAACUCGACACUCCUUGUGGCUAUUUUUGAGCAUCCCGGCCAUGACAUGUUGCGAGAUAUAGUCACCUUCGGCCCAGCAUCAUUUGUGGCUGGGGCAAGAGGCGACAAUAACACAACCCCCAACGAACAGGUCGACCUGUCCGCUUUUUUAGAUUUUGCAGUUGGUGCUUGUGAUUGUCUAGAGAUACUGCACUAUGGGAUGAAGACGGUACACGGAGAGAUUCGUGGUGAUGCGUUUCACUUUUGCGCCGAAACCGGGACUGUCAAGCUCUCAAAUAUCGGCAACGGUGCACGCUCAUUUGACAAUGUUCUCAGCGAAGGUUGGUCCUCGGUUUCCCGAGAGCUUGGUGCCAAAUACAAGCUGCAAUUCAUUGCACCUGAACAGACAGGCAGAAUGCCCACGGAACCGGACAGUCGCACAGAUAUCUACGCCCUGGGCCUUUUCUUUUGGUCUAUGUUGGUUGGAAAAUUACCGUUUGAGGGCACGGAUCCUAUGGACGUUGUUCAAAAUGUACUGGGCAAGAAGUUGACACCCAUCUCUUCCAAGAGAAUGGACGUUCCCGAUGCGCUUUCGGCCGUGAUCCAGAAAAUGACACAAAAAGUGGCACAUGAUCGUUACCACACAAUUUCAUCCGCCAAGAAAGAUUUGAUGCAGAUCGCACAAUUGCUAGGCGAUGGCGAUGGCGAAGCUUUGAAUAGCUUUCAGAUUGCACAGCAGGAUGUCUCCUCAUUUUUCACCCUUCCAUCACGAAUGUUUGGUCGACAGAGAGAGUACGAACUUAUCUGCAGCGUGAUUGACAAAGUCAAGAAGCGCCAAUCAUCUGCUCUCGCCAAAGCGUCCUCACAAAGCCCAGGAACUGCGCAUGCACUAGCUUCGACAUCGUCCAUUUCGGACGGCCGUGUUGACAGCUUUGAGUUUGCCUCUAUGUCCAGUGACUCUGGAUCAUUCCACCUACCUCCUCGGACGAGUUCUAAUGCGACAAGUUAUCAUCUAGCCCAUGUCGGCACUCAUGAAUCAACUGUUACCACUGAUGCGGGCUCAUCGACACCCAAAUCUGGGCCAAUCCCAACCAGCCAAGAAAUACCUCUGAAUUCAUUGUACAGCAAAACCAAAAGCCCUUCUCUCUCUCGAUCCUCUCACAACACCGAUAGAGAGAGCCAUCCGUCGAUUCACACCGGUAGCAACAGCCAGCAUUCAACCAAUGCCUUCAGUCAACCAGACUCUCUGAGCUCUCUAGCAAAGCAGAAGAGUUCCGCAAAGAUUCGCCAAAAUGGACGAUGUGAAGUGAUAACAAUCAAUGGCGCUGCCGGCAUUGGAAAAACAGACCUUCUGAAUCGGGUUCAGCCAAUCAUCCGUAAAAUUGGGUUUAUCGCAAUAUCAAGACUUGACCGUGCGAAACGAGUCCCGUUUGAGCCCUUUGCCAAGAUUCUUGCUAGUCUCUUGCGUCAAAUAUUUUCCGAGAGGGAUGUCACGACCGAAUAUCACAAUAGUAUCCGAGCGGCUCUGCGUCCAAUAUGGCCUACACUUCACAGAGUGUUAGACCUACCCGAACAACUCAUGUCGCCUGGUGUGAAGUACAAGCCAUCGUCACUGCGGACUGCCGCCAGCUCCCAACCUAAGCUUGACCCAACUAAGGGCGAACCAGCUAAGCAUAUCCAUAUUCCCUGGCUUGACCAGGGCCAAUCAUCAGUAGAUUUCUUUCUGUCAAAUGCAGCAUCAAACAAUAUGCGCCUCAUGGAUAUCUUCUUGGAUAUUAUGAGAACAAUUUGUCAGUACAGGCUCAUAACUGUGUGCUUGGAUGAUCUCGAGUAUGCAGACGACGAGACCCUGGAACUCGUUUUGAACAUUAUUAGGGCCAAGUUGUCCUGUGUACUUAUCCUCACAAGUCGCAAGGAUGAAAUUGCUUCCGAGCAAGUGAAAACUCUAUUCGAGAUGGAAAGCUCUAACGUUACCCGCAUUGAUCUCCAACCACUUGGAGAAGGCGAGAUCACGGAGUUUAUUGCUGCCACAAUGCAUCAAGAGCCCAAUUCGACACUCACUCCACUCACUGCUGUCAUUCAGGAAAAAAGCCGAGGAAAUCCCUUCUAUGUAAGAGUGAUGCUUGAAACUUGCUAUCGGAAGAACUGUCUUUGGUAUUCUUGGAAGGACUCGCAGUGGCUAUUCGAUCUCGAUAGGAUUUUUACGGAAUUUGUAGCCCCUGUCUAUGGCGAAGGCCUCGGAUUAGGCUUCCUCACUAAACGCCUGCAGGAGAUCCCAUCUGCUGCACGAUCAAUAAUGGUUUGGGGUGCUCUCCUAGGAAGUCCAUUUUCAUUCUCGCUGGUCCAAAAACUUCUGACAAGCGAGUUUCUCUUUUACUCGGAUGACGACGACGGAGAGAUUGAUCUCACAUGUCCGCGAAAUUCCAUGUUGAUGAGACAGUCGGAAGGUGAUAUCGUUGUUGGUCUACAGUACCUGGUUCAGGCGAACCUUCUGAACACGGGCAGAACCGAUGAUGAGUUCAAGUUUGGCAAUGAUCGCCUUGCACAGGCUGCUCUCUCUUCUUGGGCGAGAGCCGAAGCUCUGUAUUCAAUGGCCCAUCACGUGGCACUCGCCUCACGAACCAUCAAAUCCCGAGUUGGGCGAAGAGUUGAUUACCGACGAAUCUUAUGGGAAGCUGGCCAGACAGCCGCGCAGUCCGGAGCCCGACCCACUGCUCUCUGGUAUUUCCGCCACUGUAUUGCCCUUCUUCAAAAUGACCCUUGGGAUGCCCGUCAGAUUGACGUUUACUACGACGAAACCAUGCGUCUCUUCAUCGCGACAGCGGAAAUGGCGUGGUCUCAAGGUCAAAAUAACGAUGCCCUUACAUUGAUCGACGCUGUUUUUGGCCACGGCAAGGAUGCCGUGAGCAAGUCAAGGGCUUGGGUAAUCAAAGCCAAAAUAUUCGCUCAAUUGGGAGAUCAUCCUCGGUCGAUGGAAUCGCUACUUAGUUGCCUGGAUGAGCUUGGAGUUCACCUCCGUGCACCGACCUCAUACGAAGAGUGCGAUGCUGCCUACCACAGACUCAAGUUGUAUCUCCAAUCUGCAGACUUUGAUGCGAUCUCGCAGAAGCCACUCAGCAAGGAUUCUAAUUUGGUAACGAUAGGAGCUGUCAUGUCCGAGGCAAUGGCCGUCACGUAUUGGGAUGAUGCUUUAACCUUCUACCGAAUGGCCAUUGAAAUGAUGAACAUUCAUAUUUUCAGAGGGGGAUUCACUCAAAUCUCUAUCGGCUGUUCACAUCUUGCCAUGAUCGCCUUGAGCCGCUUCCGGGACCUUGACUUUGGCGCCAAACUUAGCGAUCUUUCUCUCUCAUUGCUUGAGCGCUCUUCUGAGCUCUGGACCCAGAGCCGAGGUUCCAUCGUUCAUAACCUUUAUGUUAGUCACCUGCGAGUCUCUAUGGCAUCAACCUUGCCGGCCGUUGAAGCCUCGCUCGAAGCUUGCUUCUCAAUGGGCGACCCGUAUAUCACUCUUGUGAGCAUCUCGUCAAUGGCCAUGACUAGGCUCUAUCUCGGACAAGACAUGGCCCAACUGGAGGUCUUUUGUAUCGAGACACCAGAAGAAGUUCCCUUCUGGGGCAAGGACACGCGCGGUGGCGCUAGUAUACUAGCUGUUCGGCAAGUUGCGCGAUCCUUGCAAGGCAAAACAGAUUAUCGGUCGGCUGACAAUGUCAUGUCCGACGACGAACACAAAACAAGUUCGUACAUGACCUAUCUGGAAGCAAAUGCCAGUAACGUCGACAGGCCUCGCGAUAUCUACUUAGGUCUUUCCAUGAUCCCCCUGUGUCUAUAUGGCCACCAUCCCAAAGCCAUUCAGGUUGGAACGCAGCUCUUAGACACCGCAUACAGGCUUUGGUCUUUGCGAGUGACUUAUGUAAUCUAUUUCUAUUUGGCUGUGUCAAUCUUGACACUUCACAACGACUUUCCAUCUCAAGGCUAUCUCGACGGCAAAAUGGACACAGUUCUACGAUACAAGGAGGUGAUUGACUUUGCUAGAACAGCCUCAGAAGCAAAUUAUGGCAUGUGGGCCUUGAUACUAGAGGCCCUCAUCUCUGAAGUCCGAAACGACCAUAGUGCUGCAAUCCAAGCUUAUGAAGCUGCAACUGACCAUUCUCAAAUCCACGGAUGGCCAUUGGAGGAAGCGCUUGCACUUGAGUUGCAGGGAGAGUUCUUAGUGAGGCGCGGUGCAAAACGAGCUGCUAGAUCUGUUAUUUUAGAUGCCAUUGCAGCGUGGAGCUCUAUAGGUGCGGGUGGGAAGGCUACAAUGCUCGCAGAGAAGCAUGAGUGGCUUCUCAAAACCGCCACAUCUGCUAGAACAGUCGACAUUGGCUGCCAAACAGUUGACUCACUACUCGAAAUGACCCGUGAUGUUGUUCAAGAGGAGACUGCCAUUCCUUCGCAGAUCGAGGAAGACGAGAGGAGGCAGCGUUGGAUUGAGCAGAACGGUGUCACGGCAGGCGAGAGGUCCAUGGAUAUUUCAAGUGUCGGUCUAGACAUCAUAGACCUCUCCAGCAUCCUUGAGUCUAGCCAGGUCAUGUCAUCGGAACUCCAGAUCGACAAACUUUUCACGAAAAUGCUAGAGAUCAUUCUUGAGUCAUGCAACGGGUCCGAUUUUGCUGUCAUUGCCACUGAUUUCGACGAACACGGCUUUGCCAUUGCCGCAGCUGCAGAUGCUGAAAAGGGCCAGAAAUCUUAUCCAGAUGGUCGGCCAUUCUCUGAGCUCGAGGGCCGCAUGGCAGAAGAAAUCACCCACUACGUCAUGCGCACUAAAGAAGAGGUUCUCGUCCACAAUGUACUUGAGGACGAACGAUUUUCCAACGUGAACGAGGCUUACCACGCCAACUUUCCUCUUGGACGAUCUGUCAUAGCUCUUCCAAUUGUCCAGGCAGAUCAUCUUCUUGGUGUCAUUCAUUUGGAGGGAAAGCCAAAUUGGUUUACCCAACGAAAUGUUGUCGUUUUGCACCUGCUUUGCAACCAGAUAGGAAUUUCGUUAUCAAAUGCCUUGCUUUUCCGUGAGAUUCGCAAGGUCAGUGCCAAGAACGCUUCUAUGAUAGAAUCUCAAAAGCGCGCCCUCGCACAAGCCCGUGAGUCAGAGCAAAAGGCAAAGGUGGCUGAAGCCGAGGCCAAACAUAACGUCAAACUCAAGGAAGACGCGGCCAGAGCAAAGUCCAUUUUCCUCGCAAAUAUCUCUCACGAUCUUCGUACCCCCAUGAAUGGCGUUAUUGGCCUUUCUGAGCUUCUCAAGGGCACCCAGCUCAACAAAGAGCAGGAUGAAUACGUGGAGUCCAUUCGCGUCUGCGCGGACACUUUACUUACUCUCAUUAAUGACAUUCUCGACUUCUCCAAGCUGGAAGCUGGGAAGAUGAAGAUUUCCACAGUCCCGCUCAACCUUAAGGAGACAAUCUCCGAGGUCAUUCGUGCACUUCGAUAUACCCACCGAGAACGUGACCUGGACACAAUUGAGGAUCUGGAGCGUGUUCCACCGGAGCUUGUCGUUCUCGGAGAUCCCGUUCGUCUCCAUCAAAUAUUCAUGAACUUGCUCAGCAACAGUUACAAGUUCACGCCAAAGGGAUCCAUCACAGUCAAAGCGAGGGUUGCUAGAGAAGGCAAAGGCCGCGUUCGCUUAGAAUGUUCAGUGUCCGAUACCGGUAUAGGUAUUCCCGAGGAGCAAAAAGCACGCUUGUUCCGGCCCUUCUCGCAGGCGGACCCAUCGACGGAGAGGUCCUACGGCGGCAGUGGACUAGGUCUCAGUAUCUGCAAAGCAAUCAUUGAAGAUGUUCUUGGGGGUGCCAUCUGGCUUGAUUCCGAGUCCGGCAUUGGAACCACAGUGACAUUCCACUUGGUAUUCAAUAAAGCGCCCAAGAAGACAGCGGUCAAGGCGGCUUGGUCCCAGGAUUUAAGCCAGACGGACAACAAAGCAGAGGCCAAGGCCAAGGCGCGAGAUCUCAGCCAAAUCCCUCGUGACCAAAUCAAAGUUUGCAUUGCUGAAGAUAAUCCGAUUAAUCAAAAGAUUGCAGUCAAAUUUGUGAACGGACUUGGCCUUCACUGCGAAGCUUACAGCGAUGGCAAACAAGCCGUGGACGCAUUGCGUGCAAAGUCCAAAGAUGGCAACCCAUUCCAUGUCGUUUUGAUGGAUGUCAUGAUGCCCACGCUUGAUGGAUACAAUGCCACUCGGGAACUGCGACGAGAUCCUGAUCCAAACGUGAAUGAGGUUCUCGUCAUCGCCAUGACCGCAAGUGCCAUUGAAGGCGACAGAGAGAAAUGCCUCGAGGCUGGGAUGAACAAUUACCUUCCAAAACCAGUACGAUCCCCAAUUCUGAGCGAGUUGUUGGACAAAUACCUUGCUCCCGUCCCUUCACAUCCCCGCACCCGACUCGCGAUUCGACAAAAGGGCUCAAGGGGAAGCAUUGGGCCCGAUGCUGGUACCCCAACUAGCUUCUCUUCUUCGGGAUCCGACGAUAUCAAGCACACACAAUUUUCAAACUCUGAGGGGAAAUAG
Penicillium cosmopolitanum is the source of this 7056-nucleotide messenger RNA. RefSeq names its product putative sensor histidine kinase/response regulator. NCBI's taxonomy places the organism in Eukaryota, Fungi, Ascomycota, Eurotiomycetes, Eurotiales, Aspergillaceae. The record is from RefSeq and is a predicted model, not a curated record. The coding region runs from base 1 to 7056 and encodes 2351 amino acids. Gene Ontology annotation, molecular function: histidine phosphotransfer kinase activity; phosphorelay sensor kinase activity; protein binding. Gene Ontology annotation, biological process: phosphorelay signal transduction system; protein autophosphorylation. The transcript has 4 exons.